AUGGAUCUGCAAGAUUCAAGAGGAUUAUUUACCAUCUUUUUGGGGGUGCUUUUAUUUCUCUUUGUUGUUUCAUCCUUAUGGAGGAGGCGCAGAGUGGAAAAUAGGAAAGCACCACCAGAAGCUAGUGGCGCGUGGCCUUUGAUUGGCCACCUCCACCUUUUGGUUGGGUCACAACCACCUCACGUGACGUUGGGCAACAUGGCGGACAAACAUGGCCCCAUAUUCACCUUGCGUCUUGGUGUUCACAAAACACUGAUCGUGAGCAACUGGGAAAUGGCCAAACAGUGUUUUACCGUCAACGACAAAGCGUUUGCUAGUCGUCCCAAAACUUUAGCCACUGAACUGUUGGGCUACAACUUCUCCAUGUUUGGAUUCAGCCCCUACGGUUCUUAUUGGCGUCAGGUGCGUAAGAUUGUUACCACAGAGCUCCUUUCUAUUCACCGAGUAGACAUGCUCAAGCACCUGAUGGAAUCAGAAGUGAAGGCAGUAUUUAAAGAGAGUUACAAGAAUUAUUCCAAAAAAGGAGUGACUGAGAUGCAGAGAUGGUUUGGGGACAUAUCCUUUAACAUAAUAUUCAGAGCAAUGCUAGGAAAACGUUUUGCUAGUGAUGAUAAACAUGAAGAGAACGAACAAAUCCGAAGGGUAAUGAGGGACUUCGUUGAACUUGCGGGGACAUUCGCUGUCUCCGAUGCUCUUCCGUAUUUGAGAUGGUUGGAUUUGGAUGGAGUAGAGAAGAAAAUGAAGAAGACGGCGAAAGGGGUAGAUGGUUUUGUUCAAGUUUGGCUUGAUGAACACAAACGCAACAGGAGUCGUGAUUCAGGUGAACGGAAAGAUGAGGAUUUCAUGGACGUGCUUCUUACCCUUGUUGACGAGGGUGAAGACUUUGACGGCCGUGACAUUGAUAGCGCAAUCAAAGCUACAUGCAUGGUAUGUGUCAUUAUUUAUAUCUUUGUAUAA
Messenger RNA from Cajanus cajan (pigeon pea), 957 nucleotides. Lineage: Eukaryota; Viridiplantae; Streptophyta; Magnoliopsida; Fabales; Fabaceae. The record is from RefSeq and is a predicted model, not a curated record.